GACAUCCAUCCUACAUAUGCGCUGGUGCGUGCUGGCUAUCUAUCCCCUACUCCAACAGAGCCCCAAAUUGCGAUCUCCCUGCGAUCGCUCGAACUGUUAUACUCUCUUUUCCGAGCAGCGCCCGCUUUCAGUAUUCAACAUUUUACCCGGGUGGUUUCUGACAUACACAAGAUGGUAUAUCAGCCCUACUUAAGAACCCAAAUCUCACUUGCUUUCGAUAUCUUCUAUCGGAUAUUCUUCCACCUGGAUAAACUCGUCAAACAAGCUGUAGGUCAGGUGGGGCCCAAUUAUCGUCUCAAAAAUUCCUGCCCUGCUUGUCACUGUAAGGUUGAAGAUGAGCCCGAACGCCCCAUUCAGCUCAUUGUCACAGCUGAUGGGAAUACCUCCCUCUCAAGGCUGCGCCACAAUUUUGCCACUGAUGCCCGAGUCUUUCCCAGUGACUACUUCAUUCCCCGAGAACAGGUCAAUAAUUUUGCUGACACUCGAAAACAUUCACAACGUGGUAGCCAGUCGUCAUUUAUAUCUGACAGCUGCCUAGCAUGGAAGAAUGCUCAGCCAAUGCCCUUGAAGUCGAAGUCGGGUGCCAUGCAACUCAUGGAUGAGACAGGACUUUUCUCUGUCGUUUGCCGACAUGGUAUCGUCCAAUUCCUUAUCGACAUGGUCCAGAGUGGGGAGUUAGCCAAAUAUCCAAUCGCUGCCGCUGAUCAACUCAUACGGACAUUCAGCCACAACAUUCUAUUUGCAUACGAUAUUGGCUGCACAUUUUCAGCUACCCUUUCCAAGUCUUCCAUUGGUGAUAUGGCACGAGAAGCAAAAUUUAGGUGUUGUACUGGUUCUUUCCACGGUGCUGCUCACAACAGACUCUGCCAGCUCGAUUUCCUCAUAGGGCUACAGCAGGGAGCUGGAAUUGAAGAUGGCGAAGGCAACGAACGAGUAUAUUCUGAGAGCAACUCCCUCGCACCGGUAACCCGACAUGCGUCACCAUACUAUCGGCAUCUCCGGAUUCAUAUGCAUUUUGUGAAGUGGGAUGAAACAAAGUAUGAGCGUCUAGGUGACUUCUUAUUGAACAACCACACAACGGCAUGGAGAAUAGUUCAAGAAAGCCUAGAAAUCGUCGAGACAACAAGGCAGAUGGACCCCAACUUUGAACCUGAUGUGCAAUGCCCACAAUGGCUGGAUGAAGAGCGCAACUACAUAUCCUCACUUCAGUUUGAGCCCCAAGAUGAAAAGGCGAAGGUCGUGUAUUUAGAGGCCACAGAGCAUCUUGAGCUUCAUAAACAUAAACAUUCACAAAUUACCUUCAGGGAAACCGUACGCUACUGGAUAGUGCAAAUAGCUGUCCAGGCUAGGCUACCACCCCAACAUGCUGACCAACAUUUGCGAGAGGCAAACGAAGCUGUUGAGAGCGCACGCGCCACUCUGGCAGCGUUGGGGUUAGCUCUACCGGCCAUGUCUCGUACACGACCUUGGGUGCCUGGUUCUCCUGAGCGGCUUGAAGCAAUCGCUCUGCACCAGCAGAGGGAUUAUAAUCACCUCCUUGAUGAUCUCGAGCAUCAUGCAAUAUCGCAUCAGUUUGAAGUUGAGAAGAUGGGACUUCCAAGGACAGAUUACAAGGCUCGCCAGCAAAUCCUAUCUUUAGUGGCGAAGCAGGGCAAGACACUUAACUCGACACUAGAGAAAUACAACAAUCUUGCGUCCACCAUGGAUCCCCUGAAGCCGAGACUCAGUUGGGAGGAUGUAACCAGCCUCGAGUUCAUAUCAGAUAUCGUGAUUUUACGGGGCCGUGACGAUGUACGUGAGAAACCAUGGGCAAAGCCCCUUCUCCGCAAGGCCACCCGAGCUUGGCAUAAGCUUCAACGAGCCCGUGAAGAGAUUGACACUGUCAGACUUGAAGCUCGUCGGGUAUGGACCUCGAUGGAAAAUGAGGAGGCUUGGCUGCGAGGUGCCAUUGAGAACACUCGAUCGACCAAUCCCGCUCUGGCAAGAUAUAUUUCCGCUACUUCCCAAUACUGCCUCAACGUCAAUGUGCACCUACGUUCCAAACUCGCCCAGCUGGAUAAGCUCGCACAUUUUUUAACUGGUGAUGGGGAAGGGACAACGAGCGGA
Molecule: messenger RNA, 2106 nt
Organism: Cantharellus anzutake
Lineage: Eukaryota; Fungi; Basidiomycota; Agaricomycetes; Cantharellales; Hydnaceae
Exons: 8
Source: RefSeq, a predicted model, not a curated record